AUGGAGAAAACCGAGGCGUAUGGUUUGGUGGCAGGUGGUGGUUUUGGCAUCGGAGAAGGGAUCAACUUUGUCACACUGCAGGGGAACAAUAAUGUUCAUAAAGAAACCAAUUGUGACCCGGACGAGUCGUCAGAUCCCACCGAGUUCACUCCGGACCUUGUCGCCGCGACGAGUUUCGGUGCCCAGAGGAAGAAGAGGUUGCCUAGACAGAGGCGAUCUUCCGUCAACGUCCUGGGUUUCCCAUCCUCAAGCUCCCACGUGACACCUCCCAUCCCUACACGUGUGACUGAUCCAAGGAGGCUAAGAUUUCUUUUUGAGAAGGAACUGAAGAACAGUGAUGUAGGCUCCCUCAGGAGAAUGAUUCUCCCAAAGAAAGCAGCUGAGGCUUAUCUCCCUGUUCUGCUGGCCAAAGAAGGGAUGUUUAUCAGUAUGGAUGAUAUGGAUGGCCAGCAUGUGUGGAACUUCAAGUUCAGUAUGGAUGAUAUGGAUGGCCAGCAUGUGUGGAACUUCAAGUUCAGAUACUGGCCAAAUAACAACAGCCGAAUGUAUGUACUUGAAAAUACCGGGGAAUUUGUUAACACACAUGGCUUACGGCAUGGAGAUUAUAUCGUGGUGUAUCAAGACAAUCAAAACCAGGAUUACGUCAUUGAGGCUAGGAAACUUACAGCUCAAGAUAUAUACACUAAUUAUGAAGCUCAUGCUUCGUAUGCUGAUUAUGCAAGGAAUGCUGUCAAUGACUACUUUCUUAACUAUUCUGAGGUAAAUAAAUCCAGUUACUUUCCAGAAAAUGUCCCCAUAAUGGACGAUGUGAGCAUGCCUUUCAUUUAUGAUACCACCUUCUCAAAUGACUCACCACUUGAUUUUUUGGGCGGAACAAUGAGCAACUACUCAAGGGCUGAACCACCCGCCAGCUUUGGAUCUAUUGAGAACCUGUCCAUUGAUGAUUUCUAUUAAUCUUGUGGUGGUGUUGAUGUAUGAAAUAGUAAUCUCUAAAACUAUUAGAGAGCAUGUAAUUUACAUAAUUUUAUUACCAUGUAUGUAUAUAAAAAGUACCGGAUGGCAAACGUGGUGAACUUCACGUUAAUGUUGUCUAGACCUGGACAGAUAAGAACUGCUAGUUAU
Messenger RNA from Ilex paraguariensis (yerba mate), 1122 nucleotides. Lineage: Eukaryota; Viridiplantae; Streptophyta; Magnoliopsida; Aquifoliales; Aquifoliaceae. The record is from the annotation of a GenBank genome assembly.